Molecule: messenger RNA, 1058 nt
Organism: Vollenhovia emeryi
Lineage: Eukaryota; Metazoa; Arthropoda; Insecta; Hymenoptera; Formicidae
Gene: mRpS25
Product: probable 28S ribosomal protein S25, mitochondrial
Exons: 3
Coding region: 23-538 (171 amino acids)
Cellular component (GO): mitochondrion
Molecular function (GO): structural constituent of ribosome
Source: RefSeq, a predicted model, not a curated record
GGAGCGGACGAAAUCGCGCAGGAUGCCGUUUAUGAUAGGCAAGGAGCCCGUGCGGCGAACGGUGAAGUACCUGAUGUCCGGCAAACUGGUCCUGAAGGACAAGAUACAGAUACUGUCCAUCAAUUACAACACGCACGGCGAACAUCAUAAAGGGACGAGAGACUUCGUGUUUUGGCAUCUGCCGCAGCUGCAGUACAAGAAUCCGGAUGUGCAAAUAGUCGCCUUUAAGAACAUAACCCCGUCGCCGUUCAUGACGUGCUACUACGAGGACGGCAAGACGAUGCUGAUAGAUCUAGACAGCAAGUCCAAGGACGAGAUACUUGAGCAUCUCUUGAGAGUAGUGGGAAAGACGAGGGAAACGUUGAUCGAGGAGGCGACGGCUCGGGAGAAAAAGGCCAAUCCGGCGAAUUUCGGGGUGGGUUGCGACAGGAACUGUAUAUGCCACGUCCAUGGCCAAGUGCCGUGCCCCGGUAUAGUGCCCCUGCCGGAUCACAUGCGCGGGAAGUAUUGGUUUGAGAGAGGAAGGAAUAAAGAGUAGUAGACGAACCCGUUACGAAUUCACGUUACACUUGCGUUAUUGUAUUUUUAUAAUGUACGCGUUAUACGCUCGCGUGCGCGGACGCACGUCUUUCGUCAUAUCCAAAAGUACGAACGAUGGAAGUAACUCGAGCACACUGUUUUGUCCCAAAGCACGUCAUGUAAAAAAAGAUGUCCAUACGUUGUGAAAAUACACGUACGUUGGCGUAUACAUAUAUCGAGGGCGUUAUAUACCGCGGACGAUUUUAAGUAUUCAUAGCUCUAAUAUGUUUCACAUUUACCUCCUUGCCUGUCGGAAUCGACGCGUUUGCCUGCCCGCUAUCGAGGGUCGAAUCGCUCGCGAACGCGUGGGCGUUUCGCAACGCGAAUAGUACAUACGAGAGACUCUUGUACGCGAGAACACAAUAUCUUCUUAAUAAGCGGUAUCAAACGCAGACGUUAAAAACAAUAUAAAUAUUAAUCACAAAACAAAUGGGAUAAUGAGUGAUAAAUUAAGCGAUAAAAAUGAAAUAAAAAAAAUA